Molecule: messenger RNA, 2433 nt
Organism: Leptidea sinapis
Lineage: Eukaryota; Metazoa; Arthropoda; Insecta; Lepidoptera; Pieridae
Gene: Exd2
Product: exonuclease 3'-5' domain-containing protein 2
Exons: 10
Coding region: 229-1932 (567 amino acids)
Biological process (GO): nucleobase-containing compound metabolic process
Cellular component (GO): cytoplasm; nucleus
Molecular function (GO): nucleic acid binding; 3'-5' exonuclease activity
Source: RefSeq, a predicted model, not a curated record
UGCAAGUCCAUAGGCCGUAUUGGUUUUAGCUGUUAGUGUUGUUAUUAUCAAACAAACACUACACAAUAUUAUUAUUUUGAGGUUAAGAAAUAGAAAGAUAACCACUAUAUUUAUGUACUAGUACCACUUUUGAUUUAACAGUAUCUAAAAUAUUUAAAAAAGUUUAAUCUCACGAGCUCUGAAGAAUUUUCACACUAAAGUAUAUACCUAGAUAAAGACUUUCGCAACAUGAGUGACCGCCAGAACAAAUUCCUUGAUAUUUCGACGAUUGGAUUUACAUUUAUCGUUGGUUAUAUAAGCAUUAAACUCUAUAGAAAGUUGCUACGGAAGAAAGCAAAAGAUUCUUUUAAAAAUUUGAUAGUUGAAAUGGCGGAAGAUGAGUACAGUUGUUGGGAUAUUGUAACAAAACUGCUGGAGAAAUGUAAACAACACAAUGCCUUAGGGUUUGAUUGUGAAUGGGUGACUAAGGGAAGUAAGAGACAACCUGUAUCUCUUCUUCAACUUUCUACACUGGACGGAUAUUGUGGACUGUUCAGACUUUGUAAAAUGAAACGUAUACCUGAAGCUUUGAAGGCAUUAUUACAAGAUGAAAAUAUAUUCAAAUUGGGUGUAGUGCCUGCAGAUGAUGCAAAAUAUUUAGCAAAUGAUUAUGGAGUUUGUGUGAAGUCUACACUGGAUAUUCGACACUUCGUGGAGUUGUGUGGUUACAUACCCAGUGGCCUAGCAACACUAUCAGAUUCAUUGCUUGGUGUUACUUUGGAUAAAGAUUGGAGGAUUCGUUGUAGUGAUUGGUCUGCUGAAUAUCUUACACAACGUCAAGUAAUGUAUGCCGCAACUGAUGCUCAUGUUGCAAUCAAGAUUUUCGAUAAAUUAAUCAAUAAAUUAUAUUACACCGGAGGCCCUCUCUAUUGGUUAAGAAUUUAUAAGUUUGAUGGUUUCGUCCGUGACAUGUGUUGGAAGUAUACUGAUGUCUCUUAUAAGGCCAAGACAAAAACAAAAAACAAAGAAUUGGGGACAGGAACAAAACUAAAGGACCCAAAUGAUAAAUUAGUUUUUAAAAAAAAACAGUGCUCUACAUCAAUAGCUAAGCCCCUGUACCAUAAUUGCUACUUGGAAGCUCCCGAUGGAGAGCUGCUUUGCACUUUGGAGGACAAAAAAGCAAUGUGGUAUGUGCUGAAAGAAUUAGCUGAUGUGAUAAAGGAGUCACCUCUGACAGUGCGGCUCCGGUUUGAGCCGUCAGGACGGUCCGUAGGAGACGUGGGCAGAUACUACCAGGCGGUGAAAGAGAACAAGUGCGUGGUGUGUGGCGAGAGCAACUUCUACACUCGGAAGAAUGUCGUGCCCAAGGAGUACAGAAAACAUUUUCCCGAAUUAAUGAAAGAGCACUCGUCGCACGACGUGCUGCUGCUCUGCCUGGUGUGUCACCAGCGCAGUAACAUGUAUGACCAGGCCGUGCGUCAGCGACUCAGCAGGAUGUGCGACGCGCCGCUUACUGCCAGCGACUACACCCAGUACAACGAGGAUGCGGACUGCAAAAAGAUACGUUCAGCGGCGCGCGCGCUUCUAUACCAAUCGCAGAAGCAUGUUCUCCCUGAGGACAGACGAAGAGAGUUGGAAGAAAAACUUCUCGCGCAUUAUCCUCAGCACAGCCACAUCACAAAAGAAUUGCUAGAAGAGGCUGUUCAAAUAUCUGUACUCGUAGAAAACCCGGAGUAUGAGGCGCACGGGAGUAAGGUGGUAGAGUACUUCAUGCAGCACGAGGGUCUGCUGAAGCUGGAGGAGUUGUGGAGGGAGCACUUCCUCAGUUGUAUGCGGCCCCGGUACUUGCCACAGCUGUGGUCUAUCAAACACAACGAAGACAGAAUGCGUGUGCGCUUAGCAGAGGGGAGGUUGUCAGAGGAAGAUAUGAAAUUAAUUGGAAUGAGACCUUAAUAUAAUAUGAAUAGUAUUAUAAUAUAUAUAUGCUGCGAAAUUAACUAGGCGUCGAUUGCAUUGUUCAACCGAGGAAACAAACAACAGUGGAGUUAUUAUGUACGCAUUUUACUAAGAGAGGGGAAACCCUGCCCAUUACAAUGAUGUGCCGCUCAGGAUUAUUAAAAAACCCAAAAAUUCUGAGGGGCACUACUACUGCGUUCGUCACUUUGAGACACAAGUCUCAUUUGUCCAGUAAUUUCAAUAGCUACGGCGCCCUUCACACGGAAACACAGUAAUGCUUACACAUGACUGCUUCACGGCAGAAAUAGGCGCCGUUGUGGUACUCAUAAUCUUGACGGCAUCCUGUGCAAAGGAGCCUCCAACUGGUUACAAGACCCUUGCUAUUACAUUUACACAAUACAACAAAGACCCAUACAGGAAUAGAGAAUUCCUAAAACAUGUACUUGCGAUGCCAUAUCAUCAGUAAUGCCACAUUCUUAUAUAAAUGUUAAAACCACA